AUGAAUGAGCACGUUCCCAAGGCACCUCUAGUGGAGGACUUUCACCCGAUGGAGCUCGAAUUGGAACCAUUGUACUCUGGUCCAUCCACCCCGGCCACUGACAAGCCACAGAGUCCAGAUACAAAAAGGAAUUAUACAUCUGGUUGGCUUUGUUUCUUCGAUAUCAAAAAUCGUGUUGAUGCAUAUGACAUAAUAGAUGAGACUGUGGAAGAAGAUAGGUCGAACUCAGGGCCUGGUAUACGCGAUAUCCUUUCCUUCAUCGGCGUUGCUAUCAUGCUAGCUUGGCCUUGGAUUUUCUUUGGCGUGGUGUGGGCCAAGGGAGGUGUGCAGAUGAACAACCAUCUCUCCAAGGUCGUCAGAAACCACCCUCAGGCCACAACCUAUUUCAUUACGUUCAUUUGCAGCAUCAUCUCCCUGAUGAUCGGUGAACUAUUUUCCCUCGCCAUCAUUCGCUUUGCUCAGGAGUUGGUCACGUAUCGCAAGCCGACUCAGCCCUUCCAUCUGACAGUACUAUUAGCUUUCAGACAUCAGACGUGGCCUUGGGGCAAGAGUGUGGAAGAUGCGAAGUACCUAAUGACCAAAGAUAGGUGGUGGCCCGCACUCUCGGUGAUCAUCUGUGCCCUCAUCUUUCCACACUUGAUAUCAAGUACGACUACUCUCCUCACUCCGACCUCGUUCAAUCGGACGUCCGCUCUUACAGGAACUGAGCUUGACUUCUCAUCGACUGAUGUCGAAUGUCUUUCCUGGUUUAACAAUUCCCUGACCAAUCCCGUUUGCAGCUGGAAAUUUUAUAAAAAUACUAGUUUUGCAUACACCGAAUGUCUUGGAGGGUUCCAAGUGGUUGAUUUCCUAGAAGCCGGUCGCGGUAAAAUUAUAGAAUCACUUACGAACAACACUGAAAUUCUUACUUUUGUUGAACUUGGCGCCGAGAGUGGACUACAUUUUCAAGGAUCUGUGCAAGGCAUCUUGCCUAUUGGUCCCAAUGGUGUAUCUGUGUUCGACACGCUUGGGUCUUCUCCUCUCUCAAAACCAGAGGUAGCGGCAGGAAUGAUCUCAUACGACUACACCCUCAAUCAACAAGGUCUGAAAAGCAAUGUGAGUUGCGGUUAUGCUAAAACGUAUCCCUUCAAACUCGGCUCGUUGUCUCCCGCCGGCUCUCCGGUUUUGGCGAUAUCCUCCAAUGUCAGCUGCGCUGAUCAGGGAAAAAAGGAUGCUUUGAUAGGUGUUCCGGACCUGUUUUCCGCCUGGAGCAACAGCACGCUAGUUUACUGGGCAUGCCAGGACAACACUUCGACGGCUUCUUAUACUAUUUACUUGACUGGGUUCUAUGGUUAUGCAAACACGGUUGGGAAUAUCACUUGCGUCAUAAACCCGAUACAAACCGCCAUAUACUCGCUGAUGUAUCGGUCGACUGAAGACGUUUUCUCCGCCACAGAGGCGAAAGGAUCCUAUCCAAUUACAUUUUCUACACUCAUCAAUAACGCAUUGGGGGGACUCGGGGUACUCAUAUCGGAGUCCCAAAACUACGAAUCCAAUAUCUUUGCCGAAACGAUUAUCAACUUGGGAAUGAAAGCAUUUGGCCCGCCAGCAGGUCUGCCGUCCCCUCAGUACUUGACUCUUUACGAACAGAUGAUCCAAGGUAUAAUCGAGUAUGAGACGACCUACCUUCGAUUGAUUUAUUCAGCACUUAAUCCCCCCUCCUCUUGCCUUCGGAACGUGACUGGGCAACUGAGAUACGAGGUAUACGGCUGGUUCAUGACGAAUGUCAACAUCGGUUUUUUGAUCCCACUAACAAUCAUCAACCUGGGUGCCUUGGUCGCUCUCUAUCAAGCUAUGGCCAUCGCGAAAGAUGGUGGCUACGUGUACCAUCCUUCCCAUCCCAGACCGGUCAUAUACGAUGAAGAUAUCGACGACUCGGGGGAACAGGUACCUGACGAAUGGAUGCACAAAGUUUCCGUCCGUCCCACAACGGUGUAG
Molecule: messenger RNA, 1977 nt
Organism: Laccaria bicolor S238N-H82
Lineage: Eukaryota; Fungi; Basidiomycota; Agaricomycetes; Agaricales; Hydnangiaceae
Exons: 6
Coding region: 1-1977 (658 amino acids)
Source: RefSeq, a predicted model, not a curated record